UCACAUGUAUCAUGAAGCGAAGGAACUUAAGGAAAAAUUUCUCGUGGAUGGCGCAGGCAGGCCUCCAAUCGAUUCUUCCACCCCCCAAGAAAACCACCCACCCCCGGCCGUCGACUCGGUCUCGGGGUGAUCCGAGAACAGUUUAAAAACGCUAUCAAAGCAAACAUGGCGCUAGAUUUUGCUGCUACAUAUAAAGUUCUUGUUCUUGGGGAUUCUAAUGUCGGAAAAACUUGUAUCGUCCAUCGAUAUUGUGAUGAACGGUAUUACGAUACCUACAUAUCCACCAUAGGUAUCGAUUUCAAGCAAAAAAUUAUAAACCUGGAUGGAACACCGAUAAAACUUCAAAUCUGGGACACUGCUGGUCAAGAACGAUUUAGAACUUUAACAACAGCUUAUUAUCGAGGAGCAAUGGGUAUUUUACUAAUGUAUGAUGUUACCAGUCUUGAAAGUUUUAAUCAUCUCUCGUACUGGCUACGCAACAUUCAAGAGAAUGCCUCUCCGGAUGUCGUAAAAGUCCUUGCGGCCAACAAAUGCGAUGCUCCUUUGAACAGAGCAGUGGAUGCAGAAAGGGGACAAAAAAUAGCCGAAAAUUUCGAUAUGCCCUUCUUCGAGGUUUCUUGUAAAGAAAACAUCAAUAUUGAAGAGGCUUUUCUCACCCUCGCCAGAAGAAUAAGGGAACAACGAGGUCGAAGGGCGAGUUUGUUCGAGGCUUCUGAAAGGGAAGGUGCCAGCAGUGUCAUAAAGGCUCAGUCACCAUCGCAGCAAAGUGAUUCCUGGAAAUGCUCUUGUUAGCCUAAAUAAUUUUUUUUUUCGAAUAGCUCCAACUGCAAAAAGCAUCGAAGCUCACGAAAAUUCGAUCUAGGUCAAUAUCGAUUAGCAUUUUAUCUCCGAAAGGGACUGCAAAUGAAUUUUUAUAAUUAUUAUCCCCUAAAGUGUUUUAAAAUAGGUCGCCAAAAAA
Molecule: messenger RNA, 958 nt
Organism: Belonocnema kinseyi
Lineage: Eukaryota; Metazoa; Arthropoda; Insecta; Hymenoptera; Cynipidae
Gene: RabX4
Product: ras-related protein Rab-8A
Exons: 5
Coding region: 166-792 (208 amino acids)
Molecular function (GO): GTPase activity; GTP binding
Source: RefSeq, a predicted model, not a curated record